Molecule: messenger RNA, 1535 nt
Organism: Leptidea sinapis
Lineage: Eukaryota; Metazoa; Arthropoda; Insecta; Lepidoptera; Pieridae
Product: probable methyltransferase-like protein 15 homolog
Exons: 3
Coding region: 135-1451 (438 amino acids)
Biological process (GO): mitochondrial respiratory chain complex III assembly; rRNA base methylation
Molecular function (GO): rRNA (cytosine-N4-)-methyltransferase activity
Source: RefSeq, a predicted model, not a curated record
AUUUUGGACUCUAAUAUUUACAACUUGAUCUUACGAAUUUCACAAGUUGUGCAACCUAAAAUUGAAACAAUUUAGAAUAAUAGUACAAUUUAUUUUGUUUUGUACGCAUGUAAAACCAUGUUUAGGAAACAGCUAUGACAUCACAAUAUAAAAAAUUUACUAGGUUAAUCGCUAAAUGGCCAUUGGACCCUACGAAAGGUGAAAGAGAUUUGGGCCUAUUGAUAAGAAAUAAAGUUAAAUUAGCUUUUGAUUCCCAGAACACACAGACCUUAAACACCGAGACUUGCACUAAGCACUACAAUUCAUUAAACAAAUUAGCUGAUAAUUUCUACAGAAACAAAUAUAAGCGCACUAAGCAUAGUACUGGGACGGGGCUUAGUACUGAAGAAUGUAAAAUCCUGUUGUCUAAUGAAGCACUAGAGUUUUUUAAGGAAGACAAUAAAAAAUGUAUACAGAAUAGAAAUCAUACUCCGUUGAUGGUGAAUGAAGUCAUCAAAUAUUUAAGGCCCAUUGACAAUGAAUUAUAUAUAGAUAUGACAUUUGGAGCAGGAGGUCAUUCUAGGAAAAUAUUAGAAUCUGUGAAUUGUAAUUUAAUAACAGUAGAUAGAGACCCCUUUGCAUAUGAAGAGUCUAAAAAGCUUGCAGCAGAUUAUCCAAACAGAGUAACACCGUUAUUGGGUAAGUUCAGUGACUUGCCAAUGUUGUUAAAAGAAUAUGGAAUAAGACAAGCUUCUGUUGAUGGAAUCUUAUUUGAUCUUGGAUGUUCAUCACUGCAGUUGGAUAAUAGUGAGAGAGGAUUUUCUAUCAGUAAGAAUGGAAUUCUAGAUAUGAGAAUGGAUGCAGGACAUGACCCCAAUCAAAUAACAGCUAGAGAAGUACUUGCCACUGCUAAUGAAAGUGAACUAUACAAAAUAUUCAAGAUAUAUGGUGAAGAGAAGAAAUCUGCUAAGAUUGCACAAGCUAUUAUUCAAGCCAGAUUUAUGAUAAAGAACAUUGCCACUACUCACGAGUUAGCAGAUAUAGUAGAUUCAUGCUGUCCCAAUGAAUUUCGUUUAGAUAAACUACAACGUUCUCAAUCAAAUGCUGCUAAAGUAUUUCAAGCCCUACGUAUUUUUGUUAAUAAUGAACUAAAUGAAUUAAAUUAUGGAAUGUUAUUGGCCAAAUAUUAUCUUAAAUUAAAUGGUAGGCUGAUUACCAUAUGUUCACAUUCACUUGAAGAUACUAUAGUAAAAAGACACAUAGCUGGUAAUAUAGUCAAUGAAACAGCAAAUCCUGUACCUCUGAGAUAUUUAAGUCCUAUGUUAGUUCAAGACCAGGAUACUAUCGAUCAGUUCUUAGAUACUCCAUGGAAGUGUAUAAAUAAGCAUGUGGAAGUUCCUACAGAUGAGGAGUUGGAGAGUAACCCUCGAAGCAAAAAUGCAAGACUUAGGGCUGCAUUGAAAGUGAAAUAGUCUAUGAACCUCUAAAUGGCAAUGUAGAAAAUAUUAAAUAUUGUAGAUAAAAAUACUUGUUCUAAUAAAAAAUGUUUUAUGAUA